Messenger RNA from Telopea speciosissima, 751 nucleotides. RefSeq names its product PLASMODESMATA CALLOSE-BINDING PROTEIN 3-like. The record is from RefSeq and is a predicted model, not a curated record. Lineage: Eukaryota; Viridiplantae; Streptophyta; Magnoliopsida; Proteales; Proteaceae. The coding region runs from base 30 to 602 and encodes 190 amino acids. The transcript has 3 exons.
GCAGAGAUAGGUUUUAAUCUGUGACGGCAAUGGAAAGAGCAGCGGAGCUGAGGGUGGCUUUGGUGGUGAUGGUGGUGGUAGUUUUAGGAGGAGGAGGAGGAGGAGGAGUGGUAGUAGUAGAAGGGCAGAGCUGGUGCGUGGCGAUAAGCAACACAAACAAUCAGGCGUUGCAGACGGCGUUGGACUAUGCAUGUGGUUCAGGUGCGGACUGUACAGCCAUCCAAGCAAACGGGGUGUGCUACCAACCUAACACGGUGCAAUCCCACGCCUCUUACGCCUUCAAUAGCUACUACCAGCACAUGGGACAGGCCAUUGGCUCCUGCAUCUUCGCUGGCACUGCCACUAUUUCUACCUCCGAUCCCAGUUAUGGAUCUUGUGUUUACCCAUCCUCCCCAAGUGUGGCUGGAGGAAAUACAUCGACCACCACACCGACAUCGACGACACCCAGCACAACUACGACGCCAUCGUCGACUACACCUAUCUACGGUUUAGGUCCAACCUCAUCCUUCAACACUAACAGAGCUGCUUUCCGGCCUUCAACUACUAUUGUCUUGCCUUCCUUUUUAUUACUACUUCUUUCACUUCUUGUUUCACCCAUGUAGUCAAUGUUCAAAUUAAACCAUUUUAUAUUAAUUUUUCUUUUGUAGAAGAAAGGGCUUCAUUUUUGUUCCAUGUUCGGGCCCCGUUUGCUAGUGACAUCUUAUUCCUUAUCUUGUCACUAAUAAUUUAUACCUGUUUUUUCUUUCCUCCU